Messenger RNA from Rubroshorea leprosula, 2941 nucleotides. The record is from the annotation of a GenBank genome assembly. Lineage: Eukaryota; Viridiplantae; Streptophyta; Magnoliopsida; Malvales; Dipterocarpaceae.
GAGAUUUCAAAAACUUUGAAUGUGAGUUAAAUUAAGUUUUAAAACUUUGUAAUGGCUAACUAAAUUAACUAACUUCUCCCUACAAAAAUUAAGUUUCUAAAUCCGAUUCUUUUUUCCUUGCUUAAAUGCAAUGACGAUGAUGCAGAUUGAAGACAAUUCAUUCCAAGGAUCACUGUAUGAAGUUGCAAAAAGCAAUGAUGUCGAAGCCUUGACCAGAUUUCCAUUACAGAUCAUUAACAACGAAGUAACUCCUGGUGGGAACUCACUCCUUCAUAUAGCUGCACGCUUUGGUAGCAAAGGCGUAGCUCGAUGGCUGGCUCAGCAGCUUCCCCACUUAAUUGUUCAGAAAAACUAUAUCGGUGAUACUGCACUUCAUUCUGCCGCAAAAGCUGGAAAGGUAGAAACAACCGAAGUUCUUCUCCAAUUUUGUACUAAUCCCGCUGCUUGCUCGACAGACAGUGUUACCGACCUGUUGAGGAUGAAGAACUUAGAAGGAAAUACUGCUUUGAAUGAGGCUGUGAUCCACUACAACUUUGCUUCCAACAAUGUUGGAAUGGAGAUUAAUUACCGUGCUGUGAUCCAAUCGAUGGUUUUUGCAGACCCCAAACUAGCCUAUAUUGCUAACAGUGAGGGGAAAUCUCCCUUAUACUUGGCAAUUGAAACCACCAAUUUGAAGAUUCUUCAGUGUCUCUUGGAAUAUCCUUUACCUACAGCUGGAGAUCACCCACAACUACCAGAAGGAAAGUCUCCGGUGCAUGCUGCCAUUGAGAAAAAGAAACUUGAUAUGUUGAAAGGAAUGCUAGACAAAAGACCAGAGUUAAUAAACUCAACAAAUGAGAAAGGGCAGAAAGCGCUGCAUUGUGCAGCAUCAGUAGGUAACUUGAAAGCAAUAGAUUUCUUGUUACAAAAUUAUCCCAAGGGAAUAUACGAAAGGGACAAUGAGGGCCUCUAUCCUCUGCAUGUUGCCUGUGAAAGCGGUUAUGUCAAAGCAUUCAACAGGUUGUUCUGCCAGUGGCCUGAUACAUCAGAAUUCCUCAACGAAAAAUGCCAAAACAUUCUUCAUGUUGCGGCCAGGAAUGGCAAAGAUUAUAUGGUGAGAUGCAUAGUCAAAGAUAAAAAAUUUUGGCCUGAACUUGUAAACGCCAAAGACAAUGAGGGGAAUACACCCUUGCACUUGGCAGCUAUGCACGGUCAUUCUCUAGUUGUGGGCACUCUGCUGUUAACUAGGAAAUGUGACUCCCAAAUUUUAAAUAAGGCAGGCUUGACAGCCUAUGAAGUUGCUAAGGAGCGAGCCGGGGAUCAAGUGGACUCUAGAAGACAAAUGCACGAUGGGCAAAGCAAUGAGCAGAAAAAUGAACAAGGCAAUGAGCAAACAAAUGUGCAGCAUCAAAUUGUCUCUUCAAAGGAUACAAAACCACCAGAUUCAGUUGGCUCGAUGAUGACAUUGUCUAUCUUAUAUUUAUUACACCUAUUCAAAAUCUCAUGUGCUGCUCGUCGUCAAGAAAUGAAAAUAAAGAGAGCACAUAAGGAGGAUAUCAAGAACAGGAUCGAUGCUCUCCUCAUCGUUGCAACAGUUAUUGCUAGUAUAGCCUUUCAAGCUGCAGUUCAAAUGCCUAGCUAUGAAAAUAAUAAAAGCGAAAGCAGCAAUGGUAACCUAGUACCGGCCCCGGCCCCAGCCACAACCCCAACCCCACCCAGAUUCUCCCUACACGGUUGGUUUAUGCGUUUCAUUACAGAUAAAUUAGACUUGACAUACUUACAAUUAUUCACCUUAUUUGACACUUUAGCUAUGAACCUCUCCAUUUUCGCGGCCAUCACCUUAUGUUGGGUUGAACUUGUUGAUGUCAAUUUUUCGGCUUUCUUCGUGUGGAAAGCAUCAAUUUUGGUAGGGGGUGCCCUGUACGCCACUUGCAAUGCUUUCGGGUUUGCUAUGUUGAUAGGAAUUAGAGGUUUGGGUUCUACUUAUGUCACUGUUAUGAUUAUCGUGGAAGCCGCCUUUAUUAUUGUUCUGACGGUGUUCACAACUCCCCUAUUUAUCCCUUUUGGACUCAAGUAUUUGUUCGUCCGAGGUCUUUAUGUUGUUUUCUUCAUUGGUUACUUUAUUGUUCAUAGACUCUUGGAUUGUUGUCUCUACUGCUUAUGGGGAAUCUAGCAUGGUACUCCAUAUCAUAUCAAAAAGUUAGAUAUGGAUAUGUGUUCAAUAUACAAUGAUUUGUUGUGCAGAACUACAGAUGAUAAAGCAGUAUGCUUGAUAUGGUUGAGGAACACGCAUUCCUCCCUUUUAAAAAGUGACGCAGAAACUCCUCCUCACAUAUUCGUUGUUGUGGUAAAGUAGAUGCCUCACUUUUCCAGAAGUUUGAUUUUUCGUUUUAGAGUUCUUAUAAGAUAUUCUUGUGUUUAGAACUUGGUCUGAUUAAUUUCAUGGGAUGUUGUCGUGGUUUGUGUACUUUUCUCUUAUGGUGUGUUGGCUCUUUGUUAAGAGAUGUGUUUGAAUCGUUAUGUUGAGUGGUUGUAAUAUGAAUUUUGGGUGUUACACUCAUUGAUUGUUCUAGAUUUUUAGGCUGCUUCUUCAUUUCCUAGACAAAAAGCCCCAAACUAUCAAUGCAUCAAUAGGCAUUACCCAACUAAAAAAGUAAAGGGCACCUAGCCUAAAGAAUUGCAUGCUAAGCUCACAUAUGGCUCCUAUAAUGAAGUUUUACCCUCAUAUAGCUUGGCUUUGCUCAAAUUUGUAUUUAAUAUUUGUUUUGUUUAUAACUAAAAUGCUUAAACAAAUUCAGAAAACUAAAGCUUGGUUUAAUCUAGUUUUAAGUUUUUCCUUUAAGUUUUAAUUUUUUGUUUUUAGUUUUUAUUUUUGUACUAGAUAAUACUCGUGCCUUGCUUGGGAACAUGACAAUAAAGAACAUGAAAAAAAUUGAAGAAUAAAUAAAUACAAUAUAUAGUA